Molecule: messenger RNA, 960 nt
Organism: Monascus purpureus
Lineage: Eukaryota; Fungi; Ascomycota; Eurotiomycetes; Eurotiales; Aspergillaceae
Source: the annotation of a GenBank genome assembly
GAGAGCCCAAGAAGACACCAGAUUAUCAAGAUCGGCAAAGAACAAGACAGAAAUCCUACAGGUUGGACAUAUUCAAUGGCCAAACGAAAGCAACUCAAGGACCUCGAUGGCGAUGUAGGCAUGGAGGACAAAUCCCCCGCCCAAGACAACGAAGAUGAAAGCGACGAAGACUUUGACAUGAUCAAUGUAGACUUCGAGUGGUUUGAUCCUCAGCCCGCAGUCGAUUUCCAUGGCAUCAAGAACCUUCUGCGACAACUAUUCGAUUCCGACGCCCAGAUAUUCGACUUGUCUGCCUUGUCCGAUUUAAUAUUGUCGCAACCACUCCUGGGAUCGACGGUCAAAGUCGACGGGAACGAGUCGGAUCCGUACGCAUUUCUGUCGGUGUUGAAUCUGCAGGAGCAUAAGGAUAAACCUUUCAUCAAAGAUGUGAUCACAUAUCUACAGCGCAAAGCAUCUUCCUCCCCUUCCCUUUCCCCCCUGGCCGGCCUUCUCGCUCAAGAUCCCAUUCCUCCAAUCGGCCUGAUCCUCACGGAGCGCUUGAUUAACAUGCCGUCUGAGGUUGUCCCUCCGAUGUACACUAUGCUUCUGGAAGAAAUAGCCUGGGCGAUCGAAGAAAAGGAGCCCUACACCUUCACUCAUUAUCUGAUCAUAUCCAAGACCUACGAGGAGGUCGAGUCCAAGUUGGACAUGGAAGAAUCGCGGCCCCAGAAGAAGAAGAAGAAGGCCGGGAACAAAGCCGAACAGUUCUAUUUCCAUCCCGAAGAUGAGGUUCUUCAGAGGCAUGCACUAUGUCACGGCUCAUUCGAAUACACUCAUCAGCAUGAUGAAGGCCACUCCGACUCGAAACGGACUUUCCAGGAACUAGGUAUUAGAACUAAGCCAAGCAUGAUCUUGAUCGAAGCUCCGAAGUUUGAAACGGCAGUGAAAGCCGUGUCUGACUAUCUAAAGCCCCCUGUUUAG